Quercus robur (English oak) is the source of this 603-nucleotide messenger RNA. RefSeq lists its product as uncharacterized. NCBI's taxonomy places the organism in Eukaryota, Viridiplantae, Streptophyta, Magnoliopsida, Fagales, Fagaceae. The record is from RefSeq and is a predicted model, not a curated record. Bases 1 to 603 code for a protein of 200 amino acids. The transcript has a single exon.
AUGCACCUUCAAGGGGUGGCAGACGAGAUCAUGUACAGGGCCUUCCCCACCACGCUAAAGGGUCCCGCAAGGAUUUGGUUCAGCAAGUUGACGCCUAACUCCAUUGGUAACUAUAAAGAGUUAAGCGCGCAAUUUGCUUCACACUUUAUCAGGGGGCAUAGGUAUAAGAAGUCCAUUGCGUGCCUGAUAAGCAUCAAGCAAUGGGAGGAUGAAAUGCUGAGGUCUUACAUAUCUCGCUUUAACAAAGAAGCACUUUCAAUUGACGAAGCUAAUGACAAGAUACUGGUGGCUACAUUUAAGAAUGGGCUGUGGAAGGGUAAAUUCCUAUUUUUUCUAUAUAAGAACGACCUAAAGACUAUGUCAAAUGUGCUUUACAGGGCAACUAUGUACAUGAAUGCGAAAGAUGCGCUACUGGCCCGAGAAGAAAAACCCAAGAAGAGGGAAAGACAGGAAGACAUACGACAGGAUAGGGGGCGGAAGAUGGCUAGGACCGAAGAACGGCGAGAAGACAGGCGCUCCAAGCCCCCUAUAGGGAAGUUCACGAGCUUCACCCCGCUGACUGCCCCGAUCGACCAAGUCUUAAUGCAAAUUAAGGACGAAUGA